ACUUCAUACGUUCAAGGGAGAGCAUUACAUGAAUCUUUCCGGGCUAGUUCGUUAACUAGGUGAAAAAUCCUUUGCCAUUCCUUAUACGUUCUAAAAUACAGUGAGUUAUAUCUCCUGACGCUUAACGAGAACCAUGUCAGUGAAAGAUAAAAGCUGUUAAGUGGGAGUUAAAGGAGGGGUCGCGUUGGUCUUGUAUUGAUCCAGCCAGUGUGGUGGUGAAGGCCCAUUCCGGUGGCCAUGGUGGUGGAGUUGUAAAGUGGAUUUCCAACCACGACAGAAAGCCCGCACCGCCAUGGAGGUGGUUGGGGAAUACGAAUACAGUACCAAAGACCUUAUAGGUCAUGGUGCUUUCGCCGUAGUUUUCAAAGGGCGUCAUAGACAGAAACCUUCUCUAACUGUGGCGAUCAAGAGCAUAACGAAGAAGAACAUAGCCAAGAGUCAGAAUCUCCUCAGUAAAGAAAUUAAAAUUCUUAAGCCAUGGAACGUGCGUCUGGCAGCACUCUCCGGAUGCACCUCCCCUCUACCGUAUCUGGAGCUGACUGAGCUCCACCAUGAGAACGUGGUAGCCCUGUUAGAUUGCAAGGAAACGGCCAACCAUGUUUUCCUUGUGAUGGAGUAUUGCAAUGGGGGCGAUUUAGCGGAUUACCUACAUGCUAAAGGCACCCUGAGCGAAGACACCAUCAGGUUUUUCUUACGACAGCUAGCGGAGUCGAUGCGAGCCCUGUAUGGGAAGGGCAUCGUUCAUCGUGAUCUCAAACCCCAGAACAUCCUUUUGGCUCAUGCUGGCAAACCCAACCCAGCGCCCCACCACAUUACGCUCAAGAUUGCUGACUUUGGGUUUGCUAGAUUCCUUCAAGAUGGAGUAAUGGCUGCUACAUUAUGUGGCUCACCUAUGUACAUGGCACCAGAGGUCAUCAUGAGCAUACAGUAUGAUGCAAAAGCCGACUUGUGGUCAUUGGGAACGAUAGUGUUCCAGUGCCUAGUGGGGAAGGCACCGUUUCAAGCACAAACGCCACAGGCAUUGAAACAGUUCUAUGAAAAGAAUGCAAAUCUUGCUCCAAGAAUACCACCAGGCACAUCGUCAGAAUUGGUAGACUUACUCAUGGGGUUAUUAAAAAGAAAUGCGAAAGAUCGAAUGGAGUUUGAAACCUUCUUCAACCAUCCUUUCAUCCGAAUGGCAGACUCGUCUUCACAGAAAUCUCCACUGCCAUCAGGCUCUCCUCCUGUCCCAAUUUCAGCUCCUUCUCAGACACCAUCGGCAACGCCCAAGCAUGCUAUCCGUGGUGGAGCAGCUGCAGCUGCAGUUGCUGCAGGUGGAGCUUAUGCACCUCUUGCCCAACAGCCUGGACCAAGUCCACCUGUUGGAAAUCUUCCACCAUCACCAGAAGAACUGCGUAUGAGUGUUGAUCAACGAAGUAGCGGCGAUUUACCUUCUACUUCUCCUGCUAGUACAUCAGCCCUUCCAAGACCUACUCCUGUUCCCAGAGUGGUCAAUCCUCCAGCCCAGGAGGAAGCAGAAGACUUUGUCAUGGUGCCCGCCCAACUGCCUAAUGAACCAGAAGCUUCUAAGGUUCCUCAGGGGUGGGGCGGGCGAGUCCUAACAAAAGCUGGCGGAGUAGUUUAUCAGAAAAAUACUCCCCAGUAUGGUCCUCUGACUCCUCAAGUUCCAGCAUCUCCAAGGCCUUCUCAUUUACCUGUGCAAGGAGGAAGCAGUGGCAGCACACAUUCAAGCAGUAGUAGCGAGUCGUGUCGUUCUGGGGAGCCUGUGCCAGUCCCUUCACAACGAGCAACCUUUCAACAAAUGACUUCGUCAGGGUCCUCGGACCAAAUUUCAGCCACAAUUCAGCCUGAAUCACCAAGACAUUCAAAUAUUCCCAUAACCCGACCAUCUCCCCCACCUCGUUCACAACCCAUUAAUAUGAAGAGAGUGUCUGAUCAUAGAGCUCCUGAUGUUGCCUCAUUGUCACCACCGGCUGUUCAGUUUUCAAUUGGCACUCCUCCCAUGUGUGGUCGGAGAAGGUCAACUUCAGGCAGCUCAUACUCAACUACUCCACCAACCACAACUGUAGUGACAGGUAAUACCCAGGUGAUCCCAGGAGGUCGCCUCACCCCCACCAAUUCACCCUUACGUCAGUCCGGCCGGCGUACACCCCCUCACCUGCCUCCCCAAUUGUUUUCAGCCCCACCUGUGCUGCCCCCGAUCCUGGGCUCUCCCACAAAGCAGGGGCUUGGCCAAGAUAAUCCUGCUGGUGACAUCUGUGGCAACACUACCAACCUGCCCCUUACUGCCCCACACCGCGCUAUUACACUACCUGAGAUGACCUCUGUCACACGUGACCUGUUUGCGGGAGUUGGAUUAGACAUGAGUGUAGAUGGUGGAUUACAAAGGUCUAGGACAGAGUCUCAUUUAUUAGAAUGGCAGGCAAGGGCAGCCAGUCCACCCCAUCCAGGCAAGCAGCUUGUACAGUAUGGACAAAGUGCACCUGCGUUUGUAGUACAGAGUACUCCUUUAGGUAUACCUGAUGUACAAGACACUGUUGCAUUUUAUGCACCACCUCUUCACCAAGAAACAUUGAUGGAGAGAGAACACAAUGAAACUCUAGCAAAACUGAACUUUGUAUUAGCACUGGUUGACUGCAUCCUAGAAUUGGCUCGGUCUCGAGCUACACCUAUUACAGCCCUGAGGCAAAAUGCUGCCAUGAGGGAGUCAGUCUCUGGAGGUUGUAGGAAAAGGUUAGUAUUUUGGGCGGAAACUUUAUGCCUGAAAUCCCUCACUACAGGGUCCCCAAAGGAUAGCGAGGGCUGUACUCUACCGUCCCCUCCUCCAGAAUGGCAGCGACGAGCAGAGCAAUUAGUGUUAUAUGUUAGAGCCCUACAGCUGCUUUCCUCAGCUCUAACAAUGGCAAAGCAUGAAAAAAAUGCAAAUCGACUUCAGCCCUCAACAGCUGUCAAAAAUGUUGUUGGUGUGCUGAAUGAUCGUUUUCGGCAAGCAUUAGGCAUAUGCAAGGAACUGAAUAGUUCGGGAGCAGUGACAGCAGUAGAUCCAAGAACGUCCACCAUCACAGCUGACAAGCUCAUUUACAACUAUGCUAUUGAAAUGUGCCAGAGUGCAGCUUUGGAUGAACUUUUUGGAAAACCUGAGGAGUGCUUCCGACGCUACCAAACUGCACAAAUACUCCUGCAUGCUUUGGCACAACAAGUAGCUCAUGAUUCCGACCGCUCUCUUCUUACAAGAUAUAAACAGGCAGUAGAAAAGAGACUAUUUCUUUUACACGAACAAGGUGUUGUUCAUGCUUAUAAUACAAAUGAGGCAUAGAGAAAGUGUUGAAAAUAAGUUAUAGUAAAACGUUUUUUGUAUUGCAAUUGAUGAAACUUUUAUUAUCUGGCAAUCUUUCAUUGUUAAGGCCUAAAUGGCCUUAAGAGCUGUAAAAUUAACUACCAGAAUUAUAAUGGUCUCUCUCCAAAGGAUUAUUUUCAAAAGCUCACUAAUUUGAAUCACCAAAGGUAUGUAUACAUUUCCACCACGACCAGAACAGUAAUUAAUUUUGUUAUACUACUCAAGAAUUGUCAUUUCCUCAACAAUACAAUUUAUGUAUCACUCUGUAUCCUUUGUUCUAAAAGGUGAAGGGCAGGUGUGGAAGUGAAUGCAUACUCUUAGAAAAUUUAUAUAUUUAUGAAUACACAUGUGUAAUACAUAUGCAUAUAUUGUGUGUAUAUGAAUAUAUAGAAUGGGUAGCUAAGUAACCAUCAUUAUGGCCAGGAAAAAUGGGGGAGGGGUUGUUGGUUGUGGGGGGUGGGGUUAGCUGCUGCAAGCUGUUUCGGUCUUGCCUUGUUAUGUGCCAUUGUAGAUGAAUAGUCGGAUAAGGGUGGGGAGGGAAGUGGGAAGUAUAUACUGGGUCAGUUACAAUUUGACAAUUUCAAAGAAUUAAUUUUCUGUAUAUGUAAAAGAAAAUUGGAUUUAUGUCUUGCUAAUUAAUUAGAAUUAUCCUGGAUCAUGUCAUAACCUGAUGUUCUAUGUGCUUAAUAUUUAUAUACAGUAUAUACAUAAACAGUAUCUAUCCAUGUAUGAUGCAGAUAUAUCUUGAUGUUUACAGUCAUGUGUUAACAUGGUUUGUCUAGGUACAUUUGCAUAAUACGACGAUUAAAUAUCGUAUGUUAAUAAUCACUCUUCAACAAGUUCUAAUUAAAAAAGUGUAUUUCCCAUUCAAAUUAAACAUUGCGUUUUAUCCAUGCCAUUCAUAUAGAAUAUCACCAUAUAUGCAUCAUAGUAAAUUGUGUGUGGGUCUUAAAAAUUAUAUUCUCUUAUGAACAAAGGUAUGCUCAGCUGUGGUGCAAACAUAUUUUAAUAAAAAUUAGUUAGCCAAUCAAUUAGUUGCAUGAUUUGCAGUUGAAAGUGCAUAUACUAAAAUGUAUACUUUUUUGUACUGUAGGACCCAUAUGUGCAUUUUUAGUACAGUAUACUGUUUUUGAGGUCAAAGAGAAAUUUGAAUUCUCAUUGUAAUUUGCUAAAGCAUAUAUUCAUUUCAUAUGUAAAUUGACCAUCAUUGUUCACAUAGCAUGAUCAUAAUUUUAAAUCGGCGAUAGAUUAUGAACAAUACGUAGUUUAAUGGAGUAGUGAAUGUACAGCUAAUGUCCCAAUAUACUUUGAGUGAAGGAGUGUGCUGUAUCCUAAUUUCUGCUGAAAAAAUGUAAUUAUCGAAGGCUUAUAUAUUUUACUGUCUAUUCUGAAAAGGCUUUGGAGUUUUGUUUGUAAAAACAGCUCUUAUUUUUAUUCAAGGUUCUAGAAAAGUUUCCGAGCUGGUAGAACAGUUUGAUUUAUGUAUAAUAAGCAACCCAAAACUUCUUGAUAAUUGUAUAUGUUGUAUAAGUACUCAUUGAAAAAUGUGACUUAAUUUGGAAUGAGUGUAUGGGGAAUGGUAUUUUGUUUGUUUGCCUAAGAGAAAUUGGGGUACAAUGAAAGUAUAAUUUGCAAUUGUGCGCAUAACUGAUUAUGUAAACUGCGUAUUCUUCAAAUUAAGUAGAACUGCUAUUGAUUUUCUUUGUUUUCAAUUGAAUGAUUCACUUCUGCUUAGCACUUUGCCUUUUUUUAUUUUAUGUAAAUUUGGCAAGGUAGUGCUACAGCUCAGGGGUACUACAUAAAUCUGUUGGUUAUUUCUAAAAUGAUACUAUGUGCAUUGUGCAUUUUGUUACACUUAUGUAAGUGUACCAUGCUGUGGUUAAUGCCUUUUUAGUGUUCAUGUUGACAGAACACUUUAGUGGUUUAUUAUAUAAUUUUUUUUUCAAAGGGCAUGCCUGUAUUAUGAUUUUUUAAGCAGUCUGCUGAUAAAGUAUUGUGGCAAAAUAAUUUAACUUUAAAUUUACUUACUAAAGAACUAAAUACAUAUAGUGUAGCGUAUUGUUAGGUGUUCAUAUUUCCAGUCAUUUUAAUCAAUGUGUGAAGCUAGUAAGUAAAGUACUUUAUUUCAUUUUGCCUCAUGCAAGUUAUUUUUUAAUAGCUACUUCAAAUAGUAUUUGUUUGGUAACCUAACAGACAUAAUUAAGUGUAGCUUUUACCUUUAUGAAGCAUUUGUGUGAAUUAAGUUGUAAAGAACUGUAAAUAUUUCCACAUUUUGACUGCUUUAUCAGUUACAGUGAUUUAAUUUACAUUUACUGUACUAUAUUUAUUUGUCUUUCAGAUAUUAUAUACAAUUACUCAGGAAAAAAUAGCUUAAGAAUUAAUUGCCACAAAACCUUUUUAUGUUCAGCAUGUGUGUGUAGUAAUAAUGAACCAUUGUAAUUUUUUUUUUCUCCUAAGGCCUGCUUCUAAAGCCCCUUAUAUUUCUUUAAUUUUGUAUUAUACAUGUAUUCAUAUAUUGUGAUAAACUUGUAAUUAGCCUGUACUUACUUUAUGCUAUUCAAAUGGAGAACUACUCCCAACCUCAAGAAAGCAGUCCAUGCAGUGGAAGUCAGUACAUGACUGUCACGACUGUUAGGAUGUGACCUGAGAAGUGAUUACAUUAUCCCCAAGAAGCUUAAAUGAUGUAUAUAUAUACAUAUGUAUAUUUGUGUAUAUAUACACAGUACAGUAGUCUUCUGCAUGAGAGCAGUUUAGAACAUCAUCGUAAAUGCAGUGUUCUGUUAUGCAUGAGAAUUUUAGAAUUAUUCUUGCCUUACUGUAGGUAGUUUCAAAAUGCUAUGUUUUGUUGAACGGAUAAUGUGGCGUUUGUUGGAGACAAGGCUGGAUUCCUUUUCACAUUGUUUUAGGGUUUCCUUAAUUAUGGGAAUUAAGGUACAUUGUAGAAAGAGGUCAUAAUGCGAUGAGGUGGGUUUUCUCGAACUGGAUUUAAAAGAAAAUGGAGAAAUGUUCUUUUGGGUUGAAAUCUUCAUAUGGGUGUGAUCUAGUCCUCCAGUGUAAAAACCCCAAUGCUAGAAUGUUUCAGAGUUAAAGUAACAAUUAUUUGUAGUUUUUGCUUGUUUUCUUUUUUUUCUCUUAGAUUUCAGCUUCUGAUAAAUAAUAAUUUUGCUGAAAACAUAUUCUAUAUUUUGUAUUUAUUCAUAAGACUGCUGCUAUGAACUUGAUAUUUAGAAGUUACUGCUAUAAGUUUUGAAAGUUGGUUAAAAACUCAAAGGUCGCAUGCUUUGUUAUUAGUGUGAAUUGGUUCGGUGGUUUUCAGUCAUACUUUUCUUUCAUGAUUGUAAUUUUACUACUGUGUAAUUUUCUAGUCGAUUUUUUUUUGUGGAUUUUUUAAAACUUUUAUUUUAUUUUUUUUUUUUUUUUUAUAAGGGCAUUUUGGAAGGGUUCAACUCCAGUUUGUCAGUUCAUAUCAUAAUUAUGGGCACUUGAAUUGUCCCUGAAGAUCUCCUGCUUAGUUAUUAAUUGUUUUCCUGUAGUUAGAUUGUCUUGACAACAAGUGCCAACAGCUGUAUGUUGUCAGUUAUUGCAUUUAUGAUUAACUGUGCAAGUGUAGCCAAAUUUUUGUAAUUUUGGCAAAUGUUGCAGUUUAGUCAUGAACUUUAUACAGCACAUCUUGUUGAAUACCUUGCACAUCUUGUGUCUGAGUUACUUUUAUUAUAUGAAACAAGACUUAAGGUUCCUGGUAUUCUGUAAUCUAAUUUUCAUUCUUAAGAAUCAUGUGACUGCAGUCAUGGACAAAUUCCCAUCAUGGCAAGAGAGGUCAGUGCCAUGCGCCUUAUAUGCACUCACUCACAAGGUAGGCUUUGUAGCACUGACCCUUGUCCUGGCAUCUGCCAACCACAGUAUCUGUGAUCUGUUUGAUUUUUGUUAGUGAGAUUUUUUACAUGGUGACUCAUUGCAUUACUGUAAGAACUGCAAGAGCUAAAUAAUGUAUAACAGUUUUCUUAUAGUCAAUGCACAUCUCAUUACAAUGCUGCUAUGUAUGUGUUUAUUUCUUAGCUUUUUUGUUUUCAUUUUUGUAGUUAAUUUUGGUAUAUAUGUUGAUAAAAGAGUCAGUGUGAUGGCUGACUUGAGCAUGAAUGUGCGUUGUAUAUGGGUCGGCUCUGCUUGGGCAUCUGAUAGUGCCCAGCUGUAAACGAAUUGUUUGUUUUGGCAGAGCAGCACCCAGCCUCUGUAGUUAAAAAAAAUAAAAAAAAAGAGUGUUGGCAGUAUUACAAGACCCAGAAUAUAUUAUUCUUACGUGUAAUGUAAGAUUUGAAAGAAUUGGUGCAUUUUGGUUUUGGUAAAAAACAUGAAACCUUUGACAUAGUGUCUCCUGCUCUGAUUUUACCAAUUUCAAAUUGUGCUGGUAAUUGUACAGAUUAUAGUUGAAAAUUCCUAUUUUAAAAAUUAUAAAAAUAUCAAAAUGUCAAAAAAUAAUACUGCUAUGUUGGACUGCUGUAGUGGCAGGGCAUAUCGCAGGUCCUGUAAUACACUAGAUGCCUUUAUGUAAAUGUGAAGCAGAUAAACAGCAUUGUGUAGAGUACUGUAUGUAUUGUAGGCAAGUAUGUUAUGCAGUGUUCCUCUCUUGGUAGAUCUCAGUCAGGUUGAUAGGUUAUGUUAAUUUAGGAGGAGCACAUGACUACCAAAGAAAGGACUGUAGAGACAUACUGCAUUACCCUACGACCUGUGUUUGUGUAAAUAUAUGAAAAAGAUACAGGUAACAUUAAUUACUCUUGCAAUUAGUACAAUUGCCCAGCUUGGGCUAUUUUAUAUUCUUAUUAUAAACACAAUAGAGCAAAAAAUAAAAAAGAAAUAAAGUCUGAAA
Macrobrachium nipponense is the source of this 8201-nucleotide messenger RNA. RefSeq names its product serine/threonine-protein kinase unc-51-like (gene Atg1). NCBI's taxonomy places the organism in Eukaryota, Metazoa, Arthropoda, Malacostraca, Decapoda, Palaemonidae. The record is from RefSeq and is a predicted model, not a curated record. The transcript has 20 exons. The coding region runs from base 293 to 3316 and encodes 1007 amino acids. Gene Ontology annotation, cellular component: phagophore assembly site membrane; phagophore assembly site; cytosol. Gene Ontology annotation, biological process: reticulophagy; positive regulation of autophagy; protein autophosphorylation. Gene Ontology annotation, molecular function: protein serine/threonine kinase activity; ATP binding.